Molecule: messenger RNA, 324 nt
Organism: Adineta ricciae
Lineage: Eukaryota; Metazoa; Rotifera; Eurotatoria; Adinetida; Adinetidae
Source: the annotation of a GenBank genome assembly
AUGGAGUUCACGCUCCGUGGAUGUUCCGGUUAUGCAAUGAAUAUUGAAAACAAUCUUCAUGCCAUUCAAGCUGUUGAUGUAUCAUCAGCAGUUGGACGAAUUAAUCAAGCGUUGAACUUUUCAUCUAAUACAUCAUUGUACAAAAUUGAAGGUUUCACUCCUUUAGGUCAAUCGAAUCAACCGUAUUCCGUUUCGCUUUGGACUCAACCAGCAACUAUCCAAGAAGCAUCACUUAUACAUCUCUCUGCGCAAAAUGACGGCCAGGGAUGGUGUAUUGAUCUGUUAGGCUUUCUUGUCAGUGGCGCAAUUCUUAGUCGCCGUUAG